Messenger RNA from Nelumbo nucifera (sacred lotus), 867 nucleotides. The record is from RefSeq and is a predicted model, not a curated record. Lineage: Eukaryota; Viridiplantae; Streptophyta; Magnoliopsida; Proteales; Nelumbonaceae.
AUGGUGCCCCAUCUCCUGCUCCAUCUCUCAUGCCUCACACUGGUCUGGGCAGCAUCAGCAGAGACAAAGCUUGGAUGCCAAGCCCAAUGUGGCAACAUAAGCAUUCCCUACCCAUUCGGCAUGGGAGAGGGUUGUUCCAUUAGCCCAUCACACCACAUCAACUGCAACACUUCCUAUGAUCCCCCUAAACCCUUCUUGGGCACCACUGACAAUGAGGUCCUGGAAAUAUCACUUUAUCAUGUCCGCGUAAAUAAGGUUCUAGCUUUCAACUGUUAUGAUGAAGCACCAGUCUCAGGUGCUCAUAGAACCGAUUUGGAGGGCACCCCUUACACCAUCUCACACACUGCAAAUAGGUUCAUAGUCAUUGAGUGUGACGCCUAUGGCUUAAUCCGAGGGUCCAAGGGAGGCUUCACGAGCGGGUGCAUGUCAGUCUGCCAAGAAAGAGAGGACUUGAUCGACGGGGCAUGCUCAGGGGAAGGUUGUUGUCAGACCACCAUUCCGAAGGGCCUACAGAGGUUCGCCAUAAUUGCCGGCAGCAUGAGCAACCACUCAACUUGUCAUCUGGCCGAGCAAGAGCGUUAUAGGUUCAAGGCAUCCGACCUAGCUGCAGGCACCAGCUUCGCUGCUAGAAGUACCGAUAUCCCUGUGGUUCUUGAUUGGGUUAUAGUGAACCAGACCUGUGAAGAAGCUCGAAGAAACUUGUCGACCUUCGCCUGCCGAGAGAAUAGUUAUUGUUAUGACGUCGACUCAGACAAUGGUCCUGGAUAUCGCUGCAGUUACAACAAAGGUUACGAAGGGAAUAUUCCGUAUCUCCCCGGCGGUUGCCAAGGUAUGCUCUUCUCUUCUUAUUUCCAUCAAACCAUCUAA